UCUGCUGCACCCAUUUCCUCAGCUUUCUGUCUUACGGAAAGGCUGAGACAAUGGACGACUCCGUGGUCUACACAGAAGUGAAGUUUACCAAGGAAGAAGAGCAUAUUAAACCUAGAAAGAUGGUUUUCGGCACCCUCAAAUCACAUUCUUUAUCCAAAGUAACCUGGAUCCUUGUCUUUGCUGUACUUAUUCUAUUCAUUGUUGUUGUUGUAAUGACUAUUGAAGUUGUCAGGUUGCAUAAGGGAAGUAGAUGCAGUGGGCUGUCACCUCAGCCAGAUGGGAAUGGUUGUGACCUGCCCUCCGAUGGACAGGCAGGAAUGACUGCUCUCGGAGAAAUCCCGUGUAACUGGGCUUCCUCUUCAGGACCUCCAUGCCCCUUUGACUGGUUACUACACAAGAGCCAGUGCUACCUGUUCUCCAGAGAAAAGCAGGACAGACAGUUUGCUCUUAGAUCCUGUUCCAGCAACUUCUCUCAGCUGGCUGAUACAGAGGAUCCGGGCAUUCUGAAUUUCUUGCGACAACACAUGGGGAAAACAUUCUACUGGAUUGGCUUAAAUAAAACAGAACAUGAUUCGAGAUGGUUAUGGACUGGAGGCAGGCCAUUGAACAGAACGCACUACUUCAAUAAUACCGACCACCAUAACAAACACUGUACAAUGGUAUCCACAGACAAAAUUUAUGCGGAAAAAUGCACUUUGGAAAAACUAUAUAUCUGUGAGAAGAAAGCCAGUUGUUAACUUGAUCUCUCCAAGACGAAAUUUAUUGGAACUGCAUUGACCCAAAAUAAUGUACUAAAAUUGUAUUCUUGCAAUUUGUUAUUCAUUCUGUUAGAACUUCCUUAUGCUCUAUUUUCAAACAAAAUGACUAUGGCUUUGUUUAGAGUUUUCUGUCAUUAAAAACAAAGUUGAGUGUUUAAAGGUG
Paramormyrops kingsleyae is the source of this 921-nucleotide messenger RNA. RefSeq names its product C-type lectin domain family 2 member B-like. Gene Ontology annotation, cellular component: cell surface; plasma membrane. NCBI's taxonomy places the organism in Eukaryota, Metazoa, Chordata, Actinopteri, Osteoglossiformes, Mormyridae. The record is from RefSeq and is a predicted model, not a curated record. Gene Ontology annotation, biological process: regulation of natural killer cell mediated cytotoxicity. Gene Ontology annotation, molecular function: signaling receptor activity.